AAUGACAAGUGAAAUUAACGCAUUUGGCAGCGGUGGGAAGGGUAGUGAAUUGUGAAAUAAAUCCAUAAAUGAAUGGUGUGUUAAAGCUAGCUGACCAACCAUAUUAUCAGUCUCUGGUUUGGUGGAAUUGUUGUUUUCACAAUGAAGACAGUCCUAUUCCUCCUUCUGGUGUCAGCGUUAAUCCCCAUCGCCGUCGCGCAGCCCAAUGACUUCUCCGACGCAAACCUCAACGAGUUCAACUCCUCCGUAGCCAUAAUCAUAAUCAUAUUAGUAGUCGCGUUUUUCCUCAUGGCCUUUUUCUCCAUCUACGUGCGCCACUGCGCUGAUUCCCCUUCCAACACCGUCAGGCCUCUCACCACCGCACGCUCCAGGAGGGCCGCGCGUGGCCUUGACCCCGCUCUGAUUCAAACAUUCCCUAUCCUCGAAUACUCCGUUGUUAAGAUCCACAAAAUCGGAAAAGAAGCUUUGGAAUGCGCUGUGUGUUUGUGCGAGUUCGAGGACACCGAAACGCUGCGUUUGCUCCCCAAGUGCGACCACGUUUUCCACCCCGAGUGCAUCGACGAGUGGUUGAGCUCCCACACCACGUGCCCCGUGUGCCGCGCCAACCUCCUUCCCACCGAGUCCGAGGAUGCUAUUGCUAACGCCAACGCCAACGGUGUUGUUCCAGUUCCGGAAACGUUAACGCGAGACAUCGAAUCCCAAAACGACGCCGUGCAAGCCGCGCCAGAGCAGCAGAACGCGGAGGCUGACCCAGUUUUACCCGAACCGGAAGUUGUUUCCCUGGACAAAACGCUAAACCGGAACCGCACGCGAGGGUCGCGGUCGAACCGGCCGCGGAGGUUUCCCAGGUCACACUCGACUGGGCACUCGCUGGUCCAACCGGGAGAAAACACUGACCGGUUCACUUUAAAGUUGCCUUUGGAGGUGAGGAAGCAAUUAAUAAACCGCCAAUUACAACGUGCGAGUAGCUUGAUCGUGUUACCGAGGGAAGGUAGUUCGAGACAGGGUUACCGAACCGGGGGAGAAGGGAGUAGUAGAGGCAAAAUCUCGAGGCGGUUGGACCGGAGUUUGAAAUCGGACCGGUGGAUUUUCUCAAUGACUGCGCCCUUUUUUGCAAGGGCGUUGUCUAUUAGAUCGCCUAGGGUUCGAAACAACGAUGUUGAAGGAGCGGCGUCCCCGUCGUCUCCCACCACGCCUAUCAUGCCGCCGACGGCCGUUGACUCGGCAAGGCCUCCGGUUUAACCGGAGUUUCGCCAACCUCCACAUACCUUGUCAUUUUUUUAUUUAUUUUUUGCUUUAUUUGCGGGACACGAUUUUGUUUUGGGUGAAGAAUUUGUAAACUGUGUAUAAUUAAUAAGGUAUCAUGUUUUUUUUUUGUAGGCCGGUUUUAGAAGAACUGGGUCAUGAUUUCAUAUUCUCUUCGAGGUUGUUAAGCUAGUUAGUUGACCUCGGAUUUUAA
Messenger RNA from Glycine soja, 1459 nucleotides. RefSeq names its product E3 ubiquitin-protein ligase ATL6-like. The coding region runs from base 142 to 1242 and encodes 366 amino acids. NCBI's taxonomy places the organism in Eukaryota, Viridiplantae, Streptophyta, Magnoliopsida, Fabales, Fabaceae. The record is from RefSeq and is a predicted model, not a curated record. The transcript has a single exon.